AUGAUCUCGGCCGUCGCCGCAACAGGUUCCAGCAUCGUCGUCAACACGAGUCCAGACCUGUUCUACCUCUGGGUCGUUCCUGAUGCGACGGGUGCUCCGAUUGGGAACCGCAUCACAGUGGUAGCAGGUGGUGCCUGGGCCGAGCCUCUCCACGUCGGGCGCUUCGGCAACAGCAGCAGCACGACGGGGGUCGCGAUCAAAAUCUCCACAGACAUCGAAGGCCUGUACAACAGCGCGCCUCUGCAGAUCCUAGGCUACACUCUCGCGGGAGACAGGGUGUGGUACAAUCUCGAUGCUGUCAACGGCGCGCCAUUCAAGGGCCAGGAUGUCAAGGUGACGAGUCAGGGUGCGGGGACUAUCGAGUGGCCGAAUGGGGAGGAUGUUGGGGAUGUGACGAGGGAUAACGCUGCAGAUAAGGAUAUAGUGCUCGUUGUCUCAGGGAAGGUGUGA
Messenger RNA from Didymosphaeria variabile, 450 nucleotides. RefSeq lists its product as uncharacterized. NCBI's taxonomy places the organism in Eukaryota, Fungi, Ascomycota, Dothideomycetes, Pleosporales, Didymosphaeriaceae. The record is from RefSeq and is a predicted model, not a curated record. The transcript has 3 exons. Bases 1 to 450 code for a protein of 149 amino acids.